AUGAACUUCUGCAAUGAGAAACAGUUGUUAAAAACUAUUAAACGUGGAAGCUAUGAUUUAUAUGGACAUUUUUGUCCAAAUACUUCCAUGAAGAUUAGUUUGUUACCAUCUAACUGUACUUCAUUUGUUUAUGAAGUAUUAAAUUUUAAUGUUGAAGUAAAUACUACCAUAUCAACAGAUGAUAAACAUUUUCAUAUAAAUCUUUCCAAACUGCCUCAAGAUGGUAAUUUUGAUGAAACAUUUUACAAGAAUUUGACAAAUUAUGUUACUGUAUUAAAAACAAGUUCAGUGUUUUCUGAGGUUGGAUUAUUUAUGAAUGCAAGCGACAUGAUUUAUCAUAGAAAUAAUUCUAAGGCUCCAGGUUGGCUCGAUUAUGAUAAGUGGUUGAAUAAUAUUAUGGAUUAUUAUAUAAUUAGUUUUGAUAAAUUUAAUCCAUGUAAUAACCAGUUUAAAACUGGAAUCGUACCAUUAGAUAACAGUGAUGCUCAGACCAAUAAUACCUUGAUGAAAUUUCAAAAUGUUUUAAAUGACUCAAAAAUGGCAGAAGACAAAAUUUAUCUUGAAUUUUCAUUGAGCCCAACCGUAAAUGACACAAAUACUGAAACUCUACCCACAUGUUACGUGACAUAUAAAAAAUUAUGUGAACUUGGCAACUAUACUUUUUACUGGUGUGCUGAUAAUGCUGAUGCACUUUUUUCAAAAGGUAAAUUUGCAAGAGACAUAAAAGCAAAAGGAAUAGUAGCAAAAUAUAUCGAUACAAGUGAUCCAACUGGAAAUUGUGGUUGUGAUAAUCAAAAUCAGUUUAUUACUUAUUCAAUGAUUUUCCGUGGUUUUUUAAAUCAAACUCCUUUCACAGACUGUGAGAAAUUUAAUAAUGCCACUAUUCAAUUAGUAAAUAUAAUUUUACAUUUUAACCCUUUGUAGUAGACCAUUCAUAAAUGAUGAUAACAAUUUAAUUUUUUGUACAAUUAUUAUUUAUUAUUUUUUUGAUCAAUUUAAAUGUUAUAAUAUUUAAAAUUGGAGGUUAUUUAAUAUAUUUUUGAGGAGUGGGAUAAAUAAGUCCUAUUGGUCACUUAAAAGUCCCUAUGGUCCGUUACAUCACUACUAUUUUCUUAUUUCCAAUGAUAAAUAAGUAAUAAUUAAUUUAAAUUUAAUUAAUUAAUUAAUUAAAAGUAUAAUGUCUA
Messenger RNA from Melanaphis sacchari, 1184 nucleotides. RefSeq lists its product as uncharacterized. NCBI's taxonomy places the organism in Eukaryota, Metazoa, Arthropoda, Insecta, Hemiptera, Aphididae. The record is from RefSeq and is a predicted model, not a curated record. The coding region runs from base 1 to 924 and encodes 307 amino acids. The transcript is spliced from 8 exons.